UAGAAUCUAGAUUGCUUCUUGAUCUUACUUGGCUGGGACUAUUAGUUCGCUUGUCAGCCAUGGAGUGCACUUGUUGAAGUCUGCUGCACUACUACCUUCAUCUGCUGAGUAAGAUUCAGCGGUAUUAAGCGACGUCUGGCUUGAUGUCAUCGCGCUGGUACGUUUCGUCAAAGUUUAACGCUCGCAGCGCUGACGUCAGGCUCCUAUCAUGCAGCUUCCCCGGUCGCGUACUAAGACGACUCAGUCGUGGUAUCUCCGAUUUAAGAAAUUUCGGCAUGAGAAGCGCUUGCUUCUGAAUGCGUUGUUGAAAUUCUUACCGGCACUUAUCGCCUUAGCGUCAAUAGGACUAUUUUACCUGGUCGUUCAGCUCGGAUCCUGCCUUAACACAUCCUUCCUCUACGUUCCCCGCUUUAGAUACUUCUUCUGCUCCUACGCUCCGUCUCAGACCACCAAACUCGCAGCGCAGCGGGCCUUGCGCUCGAUCAACCAGAUUCGCGAUCCGCCUCGCGGUAAUCAUUAUCCGAGAUCAUAUCUGAGGCCGAAUUCAGGUUCCAGCCCGCGUUCAGAUUUAAGUCCAGAUCGGAAUUCCUUAGACGGAUGUCCCGGCGCGUGGGAUUGGUUCCUCAACGACUCUAACGCUACCACUGGCACAUCCGGCGAUGGAUCGAGUUUUAACGUUUUCCGUCACAAUUCGGCGACGAGUACUUCCCCCCGAGAUUCCUGCAGAUUGGAAUUCGUCACGUUUUCCACUUUUGGCGGAAUCGGGCUGAGCCGACUCUCGGACACGGCGCACAUGCUCAACAUCCCCCUUGCCGUCGUCGGCCUUGGGCAGCCAUGGAUUAAAGCGCUCGGAUUCCGCCUCCGCGUUCGGGGGAUCUUAGACUACGUCAGCAAUCUCCCGCCGGAUCGAAUCGUCGUCGCGACAGACGCGUCCGACGUGCUCCUAGUGCCGUCCGCGCAGCAGUGCGCCUCCCCGCGCCUGAUCUCCGCGUUCCGCGAGCUCCGCGCGCCCGUCGUGGCGGGAGCGGAGCCGUUCUGCUUCCCUGACUACGGCGCUGAGGAGCGGUACCCGCCGCUUCCGCCCGCGGCUGUCGCUGUGAACUCCCGCGCGCGGUUUCUUAACGCGGGAGCUUAUAUGGGGUACGCGUGGGCCGUGUCUGCCGUCCUGCUGGCAGUUCUAGAUGAUGAGGGGAAAAGCGCCGCCGCGGCGCUUCGCAGAGGCAUGACAGGCGCUGAUACGGAACGGGAGGCGACCGAUGAGAACAGCAGCAGCGGCGGCGGCGGCGGCGGCGGUGGCAGCGUCUGGUGGCAAACUCCUGAGCCGUUCGACGAUCAGCGGGAGCUGACGCGUGUGUUUCUGAAUCAGUCGGCAAUCUUGCGUCAUUUGGAUAGGUGGAGAGGCGCGGUGGGAGAACCCAGCACCUUGCUGCAGCAGCAGCAGCAGCAGCAGCAGCAGCAGCAGCAGCAGCAGCAGCAGCAGCAGCAGCAGCAGCAGCAGCAGCAGCAGCAGCAGCAGCAGCAGCAGCAGCAGCAGCAGCAGCAGCAGCAGCAGCAGCAGCAGCAGCAGCAGCAGCAGCAGCAGCAGCAGCAGCAGCAGCAGCAGCAGCAGCAGCAGCAGCAGCAGCAGCAGCAGCAGCAGCAGCAGCAGCAGCAGCAGCAGCAGCAGCAGCAGCGGCAGCAGGGGCGGCAGCAUCAGCAGCAGCAGCAGAUGCAGCAGGCGAAGGAUAACGGGGCUGAAGCCAAGGAGGGAGGCAUGGAAAGAGGCUUGGAAGGAGGCAUGGAAAGAGGCUUGGAAGGUGGCAUGGGCGGAACCACACAGGGAAGCGCGGAGGGGGGAGUGGGAAUCGAGCAUUCGUGGCAGCAGCACUUGGAAGCACAGCUGGCGUCACAGUUGCUGAUAGCCCUCGACUACAUGAGUGCAGUGAUCGAGAACGCUGGCGGCCGCGACGCGUCUCAGUACGAGGUUCUGUCGAGCCCACCAGAGUGUGAUUCUCAGCAGCCCCUGUGCGUUCAGACGGGGGAAGGGGCUGGGGGACGGGUAGUGGAAGGGGAUGGGGGCGUGGAGAAGUCGCAGCCUGGAGGGAGGGAGCACAAGUGGGAGCGCCGGGACCAGCAGCAGGGCGGGGAAGAGGGAUGGGAGGGGCAGCAGGGAGGGAAUUCGCAGCAGGGAGGGGAGGAGCAGCGGUUGGAAGGCAAGGAAAAGAGUCAGGGAGAGAAAGGAGAGACGCUACAGUGGCUGCAGGAUCAGCAGCGGAGGGGAGGGUUGUUGUGGAAGGUUUCGGGUCCAUGGCUGCAUAACAGGGUAACCGGGGGGUCACCGUGUGUGGUGCACCAGCAGGGGCACAAGCUGGACAAGGACCUGGUGCUGCUACAGCUGGUACGGCUGCUAGAGGCGGACGAGAAGCGGGUGGCAGGGGGGUAUAUCACACAAUCGCACAUGCGCUGGCUGCACUCUGUCAGCAGGGGGCGUUUCUAGGGGCUGGGGGGGUCAUCGCCCAGAAACACAUGCAAUGGCUGCUGCUGACUGCUGGUCAGGGGCGCUUCUAGUAGCUGGGGGGUACAUCACACGUGCUCACAUGCGCUUGCUGCUCUCUGUCAGCAGGGGCAGCUUCUAGUGGCUGGGGUGUACAUCACAUGUGCUCACAUGCGCUGGCUGCACCCUGUCAGCAGGGGGCAAGUCUAGUGUCUGCCACGGCUGGGCCUGCUGCUAUACCUGGAGCUGCUACAGCUGGGGCUGCUGCUACAGCUGGGGCUGCUGCUAGAGGCGGACAAGAAAUGGUGACAGGGGGAUGCAGAAUGAAUGCACACAUGCUACUACGGAUGUGCACUGUUUCACUAACACCGUGUUACCCUCGUAAGGUGUGUGCAUAUAUAUCGUUCGGUAAUGGGUUCCACUUUCUCCAUUUUCUUCUCACUCUGGCUUGAAGGGAGCUUGUAAGGAACUUUCCAUUCCUUAGCGCGCCACACCGCUAACGCGUACCCCAACCCCACACGGCACUGACACCUGCCCAAGCUCCGAAAACAGGACCGAACCAUUUCAGCGUCACUCCGAAGCGCUCCGCAUCCUCGGAUGCCUUCUUCAAAUCUGUUCGAUCACACGGCUAGGAUUGCUCUAAAUCUUCCUUCGCCAUUGCACGACAUUUCUGUUAUUCUGAACCACGACAUUCGAUUCCGCGCUACUCUGGCGAAACACUCAUAACAUUUGGUAUUCAGAGCUACUUUCCUAACCUACCUGCUUCCGUAAGCGAAAAACUUUUUUCGGGGUGGGGAGUGAUUCGCUCACUGAGUUGCUGUUGGGCUGAGAAAAGGCCUUAGUGUCAAACAUAUAU
Closterium sp. NIES-67 is the source of this 3329-nucleotide messenger RNA. NCBI's taxonomy places the organism in Eukaryota, Viridiplantae, Streptophyta, Zygnematophyceae, Desmidiales, Closteriaceae. The record is from the annotation of a GenBank genome assembly.